Messenger RNA from Zophobas morio, 829 nucleotides. RefSeq lists its product as uncharacterized. Gene Ontology annotation, cellular component: MICOS complex; mitochondrial crista junction. The coding region runs from base 55 to 750 and encodes 231 amino acids. Lineage: Eukaryota; Metazoa; Arthropoda; Insecta; Coleoptera; Tenebrionidae. The transcript is spliced from 3 exons. The record is from RefSeq and is a predicted model, not a curated record. Gene Ontology annotation, biological process: cristae formation.
AAGUCCACUGCGCUGUCAAAUUAUCGUAACGUCUCAUUUGAAUUAAUAAUAAACAUGUCCAAAUCUCGUGUUUGUGCGGAAAAAGUGGCCAAGGCUUGCACCAAGAAGACAAAUUUAUUAGUGUACGAACGGAAAAAAGGAGACGGAUGCCAAAAGACAAAACCCUACGUACCUCCCAUAUCGAACCCGCAGCUCAAGCGGAUACGAAUAUGCACAGGGGCGGAAUUGAAGAAAAUGUGCCCGCCGCCGCCGUGUCCGUGUCCACCACAACAAGCGAAACGCGAUCUAGGUCUGCUUUCCAAGUUGCUGCGGAUCCUGGGCUUCGGAGCCAAAAGUUUGCUGGCUGCUAGCGCUAUUUAUCUCACAUAUGAUAUGGGAAUUUGGGGCGAUUCAGAGUCUACGGGGAAGCUGUACAAGAGCAUUUGUGACGCAGUGUUGCCAAAUAUCGUUGAACCUCAGGUUAGGGAGAAAACGUUGACGCCGUCUUGCCAGGCAGAGAGAGAACUAUUUCAUAUGUUCGAGAAGGACCCGUAUUGUUGCGACAAAUUUCCGAUAGAUCAUGAAACUGGAGUGUACGAGCUACAGCAGAAGUGGAACAGAAUGGUUACUGCCACCUUUUCCAGCCUUGCCGGAUUUCCUGCUCGUAUGAGGAAUUGGUCACACCGAGUAUAUUGUAAAAUGUUCGAUUCGGAGAGCUGCAAGGAACUUGAAGCACAAGAGGAGAAAGGCGAAUGCUGUCCGUGUGACUGAGGCAUCGAGUAGGAAAGUCAAAAAUAAACAAAAUUUGAAAUAGUGGAAACGUUACGAAAAUAAAGCAGCUGUACCGAAA